GUGGUUUCCGGGGGCAGAUAAAUUCCGCGCACGCGCGUGUGAGCGAAAUAAACGUGUUUGUGCGAAGCUUCAGCAACAGAAGCGUUUAGCUCGUUCAUAUUAGAUCUGACGGAUAUUACGGUUUUUACACAGAUAUGCGCUCUGAGUGACAUCAUGAAGAAGAAGAAGCAGUUUGUAAAGAGUAGUGAUGGUGGAGAUGCUGGAGAUUAUACAGUCGGUCAGGUGUCCAGCAGCCUGUUCCCAGAAAAACACAAAACCGGAGCUUUAUCAUCUUUAUUCUCCUCCACAUCAUCUGCAAAUACUUUAGUCUUUGUUCCUGCACCGAAGACUGAGUCUAAUGUCACACCAGCACCGUCUGAUAACGCUGAUGUCAAAGGACAGCGUCAGAUUCAGAAACAGAAAUCGAAGGAGACUUCAAAGACGCUCUCGGUGGCUGAGAAGAAGCUACAGGACAGAGAGAGCGCUCUACAGAAUGCAGAUGAUGAAGGACAAACGAGUGCAAAGAAAGUCAAACGCAAACGUCCAGAUGCAACAGAUGCAACGACUCAAGAGGAGAGGCUUGUUAAACACAGAAAGGCAGUAAAGAACAUGGCAGAGGAGCGAAUCAAAUUGAAACGUACGGUGUUUGUGGGGAACCUGCCUCCGAGCUGCACAAAGAAGAUGCUUUUGUCUCUGUUCAAGCAGGCUGGAGACAUCGAGUCGGUCCGCUUCCGUUCAGUGGUGCAAGAAGACCCAACUAUGUCCCGUAAAGUGGCGGCCAUCCAGAGGAAAGUUCAUCCAAAAAAACAGAAUAUUAACGCUUACAUCGUCUUCAAAGAGGACGAAGCAGCUGCUGGCGCUCUGAAUUGGAAUGGGCAGGAGAUUCAGCCGGGUUUUUAUAUCCGAGUGGACCGCGUCUCUCAGCGCAGUGGCCAUGAUCAUAAAAGGUCCAUAUUUGUGGGAAAUUUACCGUACGGUGAGUAACAGUCUUCCCUGCGUGAACACUUCGAGGAGUGUGGGAACGUGGAGGCGGUGCGUUUGGUGCGAGACAGAGAGUCUGGGAUGGGGAAGGGCUUCGGCUACGUCUUGUUUGAGAGCCCAGAUUCGGUGAUGCUGGCACUGAAACUGGACGGCUCCAGAUUACUAGAUCGAAACAUCAGAGUGAAACGAUCCGUGAAGAAGGAGAAAGAAAAGAAAACCCCUCCAGGCCGUCCUUCAAGAUUCAAAGGGUCAAAGCAAGAAAUCAGAAAUAAGACGGGAGGAAAGAACUUUAAGACAAAUCCUGGCAACAAACAAACACCAGCUUCAUCGUUCAAAGGAGAGAUGGCAGAUCCUACUGCCAAACGAGGCAAAGGACUGAAAAAGAAAUUUAAGCACAAGAAAAAGAAACCAAAUGUUCAUAUUUAAUGCAUGUACUUAUGUUUUUACAAGUUUGGUGUUCUUAUGUCACAAGUAAAAAGGUGAUUAAACA
This is a messenger RNA of Onychostoma macrolepis, 1450 nucleotides long. RefSeq names its product RNA binding motif protein 34 (gene rbm34). The transcript has 11 exons. Gene Ontology annotation, molecular function: RNA binding. Lineage: Eukaryota; Metazoa; Chordata; Actinopteri; Cypriniformes; Cyprinidae. The record is from RefSeq and is a predicted model, not a curated record.